Molecule: messenger RNA, 1085 nt
Organism: Gekko japonicus
Lineage: Eukaryota; Metazoa; Chordata; Lepidosauria; Squamata; Gekkonidae
Product: putative helicase Mov10l1
Exons: 8
Molecular function (GO): helicase activity
Source: RefSeq, a predicted model, not a curated record
GAUUGGACACUUCACACAUGUAUUCGUGGAUGAAGCAGGCCAGGCGAGUGAGCCCGAAUGUCUAAUCCCUCUGGGGCUGGUUUCUGAAACCAGCGGGCAGGUUGUACUUUCGGGUGAUCCAAUGCAGCUAGGCCCAAUCAUAAAAUCUAAGCUUGCUGCAGUUUAUGGAUUAAACGUUUCCCUGAUGGAGAGACUGAUGUCUCGGCCUCUGUAUUUGAGAGAUGAGGAUGCUUUUGGUGCUUGUGGGUCAUAUAAUCCUCUAUUGGUUACCAAACUAGUGAAGAAUUACAGGUCUCAUGCUAGACUGCUUGCAUUGCCAUCUAAGCUCUUUUACCACAAGGAGCUAGAAGUCUGUGCUGAUCCUUCAGUUACAAACUCAUUGUUGGGGUGGGAGAAGUUGCCAAGGAAAGGUUUUCCACUAAUUUUUCAUGGAAUGAGGGGCAAUGAAAUGCGUGAAGGCCACAACCCCUCUUGGUUCAAUCCUACAGAAGCAGUUCAGAUAGUACGUUAUUGUUGCCUUCUUGCCAAAAGGAUCAGCCACACAGUGUUAGAAAAAGACAUUGGAGUAAUUACACCUUAUCGUAAGCAGGUGGAAAAAAUCAGACUUCUCUUGCGCAGUGUAGAUCUGACGGAAAUCAAAGUGGGAUCUAUAGAGGAGUUUCAAGGGCAGGAGUUCCUAGUGAUCCUCAUAUCAACAGUCCGCUCAAAUGAAAGCUCAUUCAAAGAGGACAGACACUUUUUGGGCUUCCUUACUAAUCCAAAGCGUUUUAAUGUGGCAAUUACCAGAGCCAAGGCACUGCUGAUUAUAGUAGGAAAUCCUCAUGUGCUUGCCAAAGAUCCUUGCUUUAAUGCUUUCUUGGACUACAGUUUAUCCAAUGGAGUUUACAUUGGCUGUGACUUGCCACAGGAGCUGCAAAGUUUAAAACAGUGAAUGCCUUUCAGCAUUGUUGGACAAGGUAGAAGUGAGACUGGAUAAAUCAGCAGUGGCUCCUGUUCUCUACAUCCCUUUUUAAAGGGUGUAAUGGGAAAGAAGAGGAUCCAGGACAAUUUUCAUUCCCCCCCCCCUUCCUUUCUUUUUUAAAUCC